This is a messenger RNA of Trichophyton benhamiae CBS 112371, 903 nucleotides long. RefSeq lists its product as uncharacterized. Gene Ontology annotation, biological process: glycolytic process; glycerol catabolic process; gluconeogenesis. The transcript has a single exon. Gene Ontology annotation, molecular function: triose-phosphate isomerase activity. NCBI's taxonomy places the organism in Eukaryota, Fungi, Ascomycota, Eurotiomycetes, Onygenales, Arthrodermataceae. The record is from RefSeq and is a predicted model, not a curated record. The coding region runs from base 1 to 903 and encodes 300 amino acids. Gene Ontology annotation, cellular component: cytosol.
AUGGCCGGUCCAGCAACAACGGGGGUGACAUACCCAGCUCUCCCGAAGACACUCCUAAUAAUCUCGUUAAAGAUGUAUUUCACCCCUUCGCGGACGCUGGAAUACCUACGAGAAUUGCUCGAGCCACGGAACGAGAUCGUCUGCGCCAGAAACAGAUCAAAACUCCUACUCGCCCUCAUCCCGGACUUCCUGACCGUCUAUCCAUGCUCUGAGGUGGUCAAGGAGUUCACCACCAAGCAGCCCGGUGCGCAGCAGUCGACGGCGGAAUCUGUCCCGGGACCCUUGUCGCAACCACCUUCCUUCCUGCUCGGAGCCCAGGAUUGCUUCUGGGAGGCUGCGGGCCCGUAUACAGGGGAAGUGUCGCCCGCCAGUCUACGCUCGAUGAACGUGUCGAUAGUCGAAUUGGGCCAUGCAGAGCGCCGGGCAAUCUUCAAGGAAACAGACGAACAGGUCGGGCGGAAAGCUGCAGCCGUCAGCGCACAGGGGAUGGUCCCACUUGUGUGUGUGGGCGAAAUACCCGUCCCUGGGCCUGUGAUGUCAGAGGCUGUUGGAGUGGCGGUAAAAGAGUGUGAGGUUCAGGUCAGAGCAGUGCUUGAUGCGAUUCCGCAGGAUGCGCCGUGUAUCUUUGCCUACGAGCCAGUAUGGGCAAUUGGACAGCCAGUUCCAGCUGGCGUCGACCAUAUAUCUGCCGUGGUUCAGGGGAUACGGAGCGUCAUCGACAGGGUGCGCGGCGGCUCGAGCAGAGGGGAGAUCAGAGUGAUAUAUGGAGGCAGUGCAGGGCCGGGGCUUUGGGCGCAAGGCGGGCUAGGGAAGGCUGUCGAUGGCAUGUUCCUGGGUCGGUUUGCCCAUGAAAUCGAAGGAGUACGGAAGGUAGUCCGAGAGGUCGAGGAGAGCCUUGAAUAA